GUUUAACACAACAGUUGCUUCCUAAGGAGUUGGAGAGAGAGAGAAAAAAGAGAGAGAUGGAGAAGAAGCUAACAGCGUUGAGCCAUCUUUUUGUCACGGUAUUCCUGUCAGGGUUUUCAACUAUAAUAGUGGCUCCGGCCAUCAUCGAUGUUACUAUGUUCUCCCUUUGCCCCGGCACUGAUGAAUGCUCCCUCGCCAUUUACCUCUCUGGUUUCCAACAAGCUAUCAUAGGACUAGGGACGGCCUUGAUGAUGCCAAUUAUUGGGAAUCUAUCGGAUCAGUAUGGAAGAAAAGCUCUACUUACAUUGCCUAUGACAUUAUCCAUUAUUCCCCUUGCUAUAUUGGCAUGCAACAGAACGACCAAUUAUUUUUACGCCUACUUUGCCUUCAAGACCCUCACUGACAUGGUCUGUCAAGGCAGCAUUAACUGCCUUGCUCUUGCUUAUUUGGCAGACAAUAUUUCAUAUAGGCAACGAGCAUCUGCUUUUGGAAUUCUAGCAGGAGUAACCUCAGCUGCAUAUGUCUGUGGAACCUUAGCAGCUCGUUUUCUCUCCACUGGCUUAGCAUUUCAGGUUGCUACAUUUGUAUCCUUGUUUGCUGUAGUGUACAUGAGAAUAUUUCUUGAAGAAAGCAUACCUGCAGAUCAGGGUGAAGGGAUCACCCAACCAAUCUUGAAAGACGGGGAAGAAGAUAAUGUCAUCCAAAAUGAUGAUAAUGCACCUACAAAGGUGCCUCCAUUCAAGAAAAUUCCAUCCCUGGGGGAUGUUAUUUACUUGAUGAAGAACAGUCCAUCAUUUGCUCAAGCAGCAAUUGUUGCUUUCUUCAAUAAUCUUGGAGAAGGUGGGAUGGAAUCUUCAUCAAUGUACUAUUUAAAGGCUCGUUUCCACUUUAACAAGAAUCAGUUUGCUGAUUUGAUGCUAAUUGGUGGAAUUGUAGCAACCAUUUCACAGUUGUUUAUCAUGCCCUUACUAGUAUCUCCCAUAGGAGAUGGAAGGUUGCUUUCAAUAGGACUCUUUGCCUCCUGUGUAUAUGCCAUUCUUUACAGUAUAGCCUGGUCAGCUUGGGUCCCAUAUGCAGCCGCUGCAGUGUCUACUGUGAUGGUCUUUGCACCACCAUCAUUACGCAGUAUUGCAUCAAAACAAGCUGGCCCCAGAGAACAGGGGAAGGCUCAAGGAUGCAUCUCCGGAAUAAUUUCUUUGGCCAAUAUCAUGGCUCCACUAAUUUUUAGUCCUUUAACAUCAUUGUUUCUGUCUGAAGGGGCACCAUUUCAUUUCCCUGGCUUUAGUAUCAUUUGCAUUGCAAUCACUUUGAUGAUUGCCUUCAUUCAGAGUUUGAUGAUAGGGAGAGCUCCUUCAACUAGCAAUGCAGAAAACAGCACGGAGGUUUAGUUAGGAGGGAUCCAAGGAAUGAAAUAUAUAUAUACACAGACAAAUCAUUGGUGGUCAGAAAUCCUCUGCACUUGGUUAACAAUGGAGAAUGUCAUCAAAGUGUCAUUUAUGCAAACAUAGAACACAACUAUUUAAAGAGAUUGUUGGAAUUAACUAUAAUUCAUAUGCAGGCCGAAAGGUCAGGGUACAAUGUUAGGACGACGGACCUAGUACUCUUAAUAGGGAUACCCGUCUUAUAGAGUAACACUUUAAUGUAACGCUUCGCUCUUGGUAGCUAUAUCUUAAUGAGCGUAGCUCAAUAGUAUUGCUAUUAGAGGCUAGGUGACAAGAAGGCAAUUGGUUGUAACUAUAAUCUGAACCCCUAUUUGAACGCCCUAAAAGCUCAUAGGGGAGGGUAGGUCGACCUACCUGGCUCUAGUUGUAUGUCCCCCUAAAAAACGGGCACAGUAAAUACAUAGCAAUAUGGAUGCUUUUCAGUUCAAACUAGUUUAAUAAUGAAUUUCAUCUCUUUUUUAAUAAGUCCAA
Molecule: messenger RNA, 1913 nt
Organism: Gossypium raimondii (Peruvian cotton)
Lineage: Eukaryota; Viridiplantae; Streptophyta; Magnoliopsida; Malvales; Malvaceae
Exons: 14
Coding region: 57-1388 (443 amino acids)
Biological process (GO): transmembrane transport
Molecular function (GO): transmembrane transporter activity
Source: RefSeq, a predicted model, not a curated record